AUGGAUGCUUUUUAUCAGGAAAAUGAGGCAGCAGACUUAGUACCCGUUAACGAAGUCACUGAAGAGGACCACAGUUACUUUACUGAUCUGGUAUAUGCUGCCGAUGAGGAUGAAAAGCUCUGGCAACCGUCGGCUGAUGCUGAACCGAUGCUUGGCUUUGUGGACCAGAUUGGGACUCUUAUUCUUCCACCUGAGGACGGAUUUGAUGCAGAGGAUGAAGUUAUAACAAAUCACAAGGAGGAAUCAGGCAAGUUUAUUAAUUAUGCAAACACAUUAUUUGACAGAACCAGCAAAUCCUGA
Molecule: messenger RNA, 300 nt
Organism: Dibothriocephalus latus
Lineage: Eukaryota; Metazoa; Platyhelminthes; Cestoda; Diphyllobothriidea; Diphyllobothriidae
Source: the annotation of a GenBank genome assembly